Funneliformis geosporum is the source of this 283-nucleotide messenger RNA. The record is from the annotation of a GenBank genome assembly. NCBI's taxonomy places the organism in Eukaryota, Fungi, Glomeromycota, Glomeromycetes, Glomerales, Glomeraceae.
UGAUUUAGGAUUAUGUAAACCUAUAGAAUAUUUUCAAUUAUCUAAAAAUAAUGAUAUUUAUGGUGUUUUAUCAUUUGUAGCACCUGAAGUUUUAAGAGGUCAACCUUAUACUUUAGCUAGUGAUAUUUAUAGUUUUUCUAUAAUUAUGUGGGAAUUUAUAUCUGGAGUUUCUCCAUUUGAUAAUGAAGCUCAUAAUUUUCAACUUAGCUUAGAUAUUUGCAAAGUGUUGGAAAAUGGAUUCAUUAAAAAGACCAACUGCAUCAGAAAUCAAAAAUAUUAUUGA